UCUCAGUGUUGAGUUGCCCAUGCCGAGGUGAGGUCGGCCAGGAAAGACACUGAAGAGUCUAAGAAAAUAUAAAUAGAACAACGAGCAACAGUACAUAGACAAUUAGAAGCGAACCGAGAUUACGAAUACAUAAUAAACGCGUAGUGUAGUGUGAACAUUCUUCCCAUGUACCGGUGGUAAAUACGGUCCAAACCAGUGAAACUUAAUUUAGGAAUUUCGCAUGUGCUUGCACCUAUCCAACUGCUGAGAGAGAGACACUCGAAUUCAAGGGCGAUGUUGAUACGAUUACAGGCGGCCCUGGCGGUCGUCCUCCUGGUCGUUCUCAGGAUUUCUUCGACUCAGGAAACGGCGAAUCUAUUCACAUGUCCAAACGGAUGGGAACUUAGAGGACUGCACUGUUACAAAUUUUUCAACAUACGACAUUCGUGGGAGAAGGCCGCGGAAUUGUGCAGAAGGUAUGGAAGUGACUUGAUGUCCGUGGAAUCCUUCACCGAAAAUAAUUUGACUGCUUCGAUUGCGAUGUCCGCCGUGUCCGGUGACCGUCGUGGAGUAAACCACUAUUGGCUGGGUUUAGCCUCUUUGGACGACCUGAAGACUAACACCCUGGAGUCAGCUGCUGGUACUCUGGUCUCCCAAUACUCAGGAUUCUGGUCGCUGCAGCAGCCGGAUCCAAAAGCCGGAGAGUGCGUCGACGUGACGCUUUCAGAGGAAAAGCAAUCCUGGGAGUUGUCCACUUGCGAGAGUCUCCUUCCGUUCAUGUGCAGAGCCAAAGCCUGUCCAUCCGGCUCUUACCACUGCUCAAACGGAAACUGCAUUAACGAAGCAUUCCGUUGCGAUAAGCAAGAUGACUGCGGCGACUUCUCCGACGAAAUCGAUUGUCCUUCCAAUUGCAACUUCUAUUUGGCCAGCAGCGGUGACGUAGUUGAAAGCCCUUACUAUCCGCAGAAGUACGCGCCUUUGACCAACUGCAAAUGGACGUUGGAAGGUCCACAAGGACAUAACAUCUUACUUCAAUUCCAAGAAUUCGAAACAGAGAAAACCUUCGAUACCGUGCAAAUCUUAGCUGGCGGAAGGACCGAGGAUACUUCCAUCAAUUUGGCCACGCUCUCAGGAAAACCUGAUCUCACAAAUAGAUCUUUUGUCUCGGCCUCUAAUUUUAUGAUUGUUAAGUUCAGUACCGAUGCUUCUGUUGAACGCAAAGGCUUUAGGGCUUCAUGGAAGACUGAACCUCAGAAUUGCGCUGGUAAUUUGAGAGCCACACCACAGGGUCAAGUGUUGUCUUCUCCUGGUUACCCAGAUCAAUACCCAGGUGGUUUAGAGUGUUUGUACUUGAUUCAAGCACAAACUGGAAGAAUUAUCACUUUGGAAAUCGACGAUUUAGAUUUGGACGAAAGCAGAGAUUACAUUCUAGUCAGAGAUGGCGAUUCUCCUAAAAGCCAACCCAUUGCUAGGUUAACAGGAGAUUUGGAGAACAACCAAAGGAUCAUUAUGUCUACCAGCAACCAACUUUAUUUGUACUUUAAGACUAGUUUAGGUGACUCCAAACGAGGAUUUAGAAUUCGCUAUACACAAGGGUGCAAAGCUACGAUUAUUGCCAAAAAUGGAACCCUAAACUCGCCAGCAUACGGUUUAACCAACUAUCCAAGCAACCAAGAAUGCAUGUACAAGAUUAGGAACCCAGGAGGAGGACCUUUGUCUCUAAACUUUGAUAAUUUUGAUGUAGAUAAAUCCGAUUUUGUUCAGGUUUAUGAUGGUCCUACCACUAGUGGAUUAAGGUUGCAUGCAGGAAACGGGUUCACUUUUGGGGUUGCCCCUAAAAUCACCUUAACAGCUUCCAGUGGUGAAAUGUUGGUGCGUUUCGCAACAGAUGCGUUGCAUAACAGCAAAGGUUGGAACGCGAUCUUCUCGGCGGAUUGUCCACCGUUGAAGCCUGGUUUCGGCGCAUUGGCGUCCAACAGAGAGACCGCUUUUGGUACGGUGGUGACUUUCACUUGCCCCAAUGGCCAGGAAUUCUCGACAGGCCGUCAACGCAUUACCACGCAAUGUCUGCCCAGUGGUAAUUGGUCGAUCACUUACAUUCCGAAUUGCCAAGAAGUCUAUUGCGGCCCAGUUCCUCAGAUCGAUAAUGGUUUCUCUACUGGAUCUACUAAUGUCACAUACAGAGGUCAGGCGACGUACCAGUGUUACGCCGGUUUCGCUUUCUCCACGGGUCAACCCAACGAGAAGAUCUCUUGCCUCUCCGAUGGUAGAUGGGAAAAGAAACCUGCUUGCUUGGCUUCACAAUGCGUCGCUCUGUCGGAAGUACCUCACGCUAACGUUACCAUUCUGAAUGGAUUAGGGCGCAGCUACGGCACCAUUGUCAGGUUCGAAUGCGAGCCGGGUUACAUAAGAACCGGUCAUCCGGUUAUUCUUUGCAUGAGCAAUGGCACCUGGUCCGGAGACGUUCCCACCUGCACAAGAGCCAGAUGUCCAGAAUUCCCAGAGAUCAAAAACGGAUUCAUCAGUGAUACUUCGAGAAACUACCAUUUCAACGAUGAAGCCCGAGUCCAAUGUUACAAAGGUUACAAAUUAAUUGGUAACAGCGUCUUGCGUUGCGGCGAAAACCAGAUGUUCAACAAUCCACCCAGGUGCGAAGAUAUCAACGAAUGCACAAAUAGCCAAUGCGAUGUAGCAUCCACUGAAUGCGUAAAUGCUCCAGGCUCGUUCUCUUGUAAAUGUCGCAAAGGUUUUGCACCAACAUUUGCCUGCAGACCUUCUGAUCUAGGCCUCAUGAACGGAGGAAUAGCCGAUGAAGCCAUUACCGUUUCAAGCACCGAAGAGGGUUACACCAAGGGCAUGGUUCGUUUGAAUAAUAACGUAGUUAUGGGUUGGUGCGGAGAAAGCUCCGAGCCGGCCACCAACUACGUGAUCAUUGACUUGAAAGCACCGACCGUCGUAACCGGAUUCAAGACAAUCUCCGUACUGAGACCAGAUGGAACUUACGCCUUUACAUCCGCAGUCAGGAUCCAAUACACCGAUGAUCUAACCGAUGUUUUCAAGGACUACAGACAAGGAAACGAUGGUACGGCGGUUGAGUUCAGAAUUCUGGAACCAACUCUAUCUAUUCUGAAUCUUCCGAAACCGAUCGAGGCGCGAUACAUCAAGUUUAAAGUACAAGAUUACAAAGUUGCGCCUUGCAUGAAAUUGGAAAUUAUGGGUUGCACUAGAUUGGAAUGUGCCGAUAUUAACGAAUGCGCCGUUAAUAAUGGUGGCUGCUCGCAGAAAUGUAUAAAUAAUCCUGGCGAUUAUACAUGCAAUUGCAACGUGGGUUAUAAUCUUUAUACUCAAAAUGGAACUUCCUCCUACUAUAUCGAAGAUAGCGAAAAUGGUCUCAGAGACGGUGACGGUAGACAAAUCAACAAAACUUGUGUCCCAGUUAUGUGCCCUGCCGUAACGCCUCCAGAAAAUGGAAUAGUUUUAUCCACAAAAGAAAACUAUUAUUUCGGCGAUUUGGUUAAAUUCCAAUGUGACUUUGGAUACGAAAUGACAGGUUCCCCAGCUCUCAUCUGCACAUCCACUGGGGCUUGGAAUGGUUCCAUACCUGAAUGCAAAUAUGCUAAAUGCUUCUCCCUACCUGAUGACAAAGCCGAAGGUCUUAAAGUAUUGAAAGCCGACCAAACCAACGAAUUCAUACCGUUCAAGAGCAAUAUCACUUUGAACUGCGACAACACCGGAAGGCAAUUACGUAAAACAGCGUCCUCAGGUUUCAGACAGUGCGUUUACGAUCCAAAGCCAGGUUUACCUUCUUAUUGGUUAAGUGGAGCUUUGCCGACUUGUCCACGCGCCGAUUGUGGUCCACCACAACCAACACCAGGAGCUGAAUACGGAAAAUUUAUAGACACCAAGUAUCAAUCGUCAUUCUUCUUCGGAUGUCAAAACACCUUCAAAUUGGCCGGACAGAGUAACAAGCACGAUAAUGUUGUUAGGUGUCAAGCGAACUCCGUUUGGGACUUUGGUGAUUUGAGAUGCGAAGGACCAGUCUGUGAGGAUCCGGGUAGACCGAGCGAUGGUGUCCAAGUUGCAAGGAGUUAUGAGCAAGGAUCUGAAGUAUCUUUUGGCUGCAACAGACCUGGUUACAUAUUGAUAAACCCGCGACCGAUUACUUGCAUUAGAGAACCAGAAUGUAAGGUGGUGAGACCUCUGGGUUUGGCUUCUGGAAAGAUUCCUGAUUCGGCUAUUAAUGCGACCAGCGAGCGUCCCAACUACGAAGCUAGAAAUAUUCGUUUAAAUUCAGUUACCGGAUGGUGUGGUAAACAAGAGGCUUUCACUUAUGUGAGCGUUGACUUAGGAAAAGUUUACCGCGUCAAAGCUAUUUUGGUAAAGGGCGUAGUCACCAACGAUAUAGUUGGUAGACCUACUGAGAUUAGGUUUUUCUACAAACAAGCUGAGAACGAGAAUUAUGUUGUGUACUUCCCCAACUUCAAUUUGACGAUGCGCGAUCCCGGCAAUUAUGGCGAAUUGGCUAUGAUUUCUUUACCAAAAUACGUGCAGGCAAGAUUCGUUAUCUUAGGUAUUGUCAGUUAUAUGGACAACGCUUGUUUGAAGUUCGAACUGAUGGGUUGCGAUGAACCUAAUGAUGAGCCUUUGCUCGGAUACGAUUAUGGAUACUCUCCUUGUGUCGAUAACGAAACUCCUGUUUUCCAAAACUGCCCACAACAACCAAUUGUUGUUCAAAAAGAUGCCAAUGGCGGUCUAUUACCUGUUAACUUCACCGAACCUACAGCUGUUGAUAACUCCGGUAGCAUUGCCAGGUUGGAAGUAAAACCGCAGAACUUCAAAACGCCAAUGUAUGUGUUCGAAGAUACAGUCGUGAAAUAUGUAGCGUUUGAUUACGAUGGAAACGUUGCCAUCUGCGAGAUCAACAUCACCGUUCCGGAUAACACUCCACCACAAUUGAGUUGCCCGCAGAGUUACGUAAUUGAAUUGGUCGAUAAGCAAGAUAGUUACGCUGUCAACUUCAAUGAGACCAGAAGGAGGAUUAACGCCACUGAUGCUAGCGGCGAAGUUCAACUGACAUUCAUUCCUGAUAGAGCCACAAUUCCUAUUGGUAAUUUUGAAAACGUAACUGUUGUUGCUGCUGAUAAAUACGGGAACAAAGCUACGUGCCACUUCCAAGUCUCGGUGCAAGCUACUCCGUGCGUCGAUUGGGAAUUGAAAUCACCUGCAAAUGGAGUUUUAACCUGCUUAGAAGGUGAUCGAGGAUUACAGUGUAUCGCCAAGUGCAAUGAUGGAUAUAGAUUCACUGAUGCCGAACCAAUUAAAACGUUCAGUUGCGAUUCCAAAACACCAUGGAGACCAACUGCUGUUGUGCCAGAUUGUGUAUCUGAAGACACCCAACAAGCAGAUUAUCAUGUCGUUGGUAGCUUAAGCUACCGUGCCAAUGGAGCCGUAGGAAGCUCCUGCCUGUCGCAAUACACUGAUUUAAUAGCACAAUACUAUACAUCACUUAACGAAAUGCUCUCGCAACGUUGCUCCGCCGUUAAUGUCAACAUGAAAGUCACUUUCGUUAAAGCUAUUCCUAAGUUAGUGGAAGAAAAUAUCGUGAGGAUUGAUUACAGCAUGGCCGUGGUACCAAUCAUCAGGCAAUCUCAACUUUACGAGCUGUGCGGAUCGACGCUCAAAUUGAUCUUCGAUCUAUCCGUACCUCAUGCAAGCGCAGUAAUUGAACCAUUACUCAACAUUUCCUCAAUCGGUAACCAGUGUCCGCCGCUCCGAGCAUUAUCUUCCAACAUAUCAACCGGAUUUAUCUGUAAUGUUGGAGAAGUUUUGAAUAAUAGCACAAGCAAUGUACCGCGAUGCCUGCAUUGUCCAGCUGGAACUUUUGCCGGAGAACACCAACAGAAAUGUACUUACUGUCCAAAAGGCUUCUAUCAGAACUCCGAUCGUCAAGGCUCUUGUUUGAGAUGUCCAAGCGGAACUUACACUAGGGAUCAAGGCUCAAAGAGCAUUUCAGAUUGUGUCCCGGUUUGUGGAUUUGGAACAUACUCCCCAACUGGAUUGGUGCCUUGCUUGGAAUGUCCAAGAAACAGCUACACCGGAGAACCACCUACUGAUGGGUACAAGGACUGCCAAGCGUGUCCUGCCAACACAUUCACCUAUCAACCGGCUGCACCUGGGAAAGAUAGAUGUAGACCAAAGUGCGCUCCGGGUCAAUACUCCGCCACAGGUUUGGCUCCAUGCUCAAUGUGCCCAAGAGACUUCUUCCAAACACUCCACGGUCAAACUACCUGCAAGGAAUGCCCAACCAAUAUGAAAACUGAUAGUCCUGGAUCAAUCAGCAGAGAAGAUUGCCAGCCAAUUCAGUGCACCGAAAGCGCAUGCCAACACGGAGGACUUUGCGUACCCAUGGGUCACGGAAUACAAUGCUUCUGCCCUGCUGGUUUCUCGGGACGUCGUUGCGAAAUCGACAUAGACGAGUGUUCUUCUCAGCCUUGCUACAAUGGAGCAACCUGUAUCGAUCAACCUCAAGGUUAUAGAUGUAAAUGUGCCCCUGGAUAUUCUGGAAUCAAUUGCCAGGAAGAAGGAAGCGAUUGCAGAAACGACACUUGCCCAGAAAGAGCUAUGUGCAAGGAUGAACCUGGAGUCAACAAUUACACUUGUCUUUGCCGUUCGGGUUAUACUGGAAUCGAUUGUGAUAUCACAAUUGAUCCAUGCUCUGCUAAUGGAAAUCCUUGCAACAACGGAGCAAACUGCGUGGCGCUGCAACAAGGAAGAUUCAUGUGCGAAUGUUUACCUGGAUGGGAAGGCCAAACUUGCGAAAUUAAUACAGAUGAUUGCGCAGAGCAGCCUUGUUUAUUGGGAGCUAAUUGCACCGAUUUGGUAGCAGACUUUAGCUGCGAUUGUCCUUCCGGAUUCACCGGAAAACGUUGCCAAGAGAAGGUCGAUCUGUGCAGCAGGAAUCCUUGUAUCAAUGGAAAUUGCGUCGAUAAGUUGUUCUAUCAUCAAUGCGUCUGUAACCCAGGUUGGAGCGGAGAAGCUUGCGAUGUUAACAUUAACGAUUGCAAUCCUGAUCCUUGCAUGAACGGCGCCGUGUGCGUCGAUGGAGUCGAUGAUUUCUCAUGCACAUGCGAACCUGGAUUCACUGGAAAACGUUGUCAGCAUACCAUUGACUACUGUUCUUCCGAACCAUGCCAGAACGGCGGCUCGUGCACCGAUCAAGUCGAUGGAUUUACGUGCAAAUGCAGACCAGGUUUUGUCGGACUCCAAUGCGAAGUGGAUUUCAACGAGUGCUCAAGCGAUCCUUGUAAUCCAGUUGGAACAGAAAAUUGCGUAAACUUAGAUAACAAUUUCAAAUGCAUGUGCCGGGAAGGAUUCACAGGAACUUUCUGUGAAGAGAAUAUCGAUGAUUGCAAAUCUGAACCUUGCCUGAACGGAGGUUCUUGCAGAGACGAAGUUGGCAAUUACAAAUGCUUAUGUCCGCAAGGUUGGAGCGGAAAGAACUGCGAAAAGGAUAUCGGAACGUGCCAAAGUAAACCAUGCCAGAACGACGCUAAGUGCAUAAAUUUGUUCCAAGACUUCUUCUGUGUGUGUCCAUCUGGAACUGAUGGCAAACAAUGCGAAACUGCCCCAGAACGUUGCAUUGGCAAUCCGUGCAUGCACGGAGGAAAAUGUCAAGAUUUUGGUUCAGGUUUGAACUGUUCUUGUCCAUAUGGUUUUGCUGGAAUUGGCUGCGAAUACGAAUAUGAUGCUUGCCAAUCUAACGACUGCAAGAAUGGAGCAACUUGCACCAAUCACGGAAGCGGAUUCCAAUGCGUUUGUCCACCCGGAUACACAGGCACUUUCUGCGAGGAAGAUAUUGUAGAUUGUAAAGAGAACUCUUGUCCACCAAGUGCCACAUGCAUUGACCUCACUGAGAAGUUUUACUGUCAAUGUCCAUUCAACUUGACCGGAGAAGACUGCAGAAAAACUAUUUCCGUCGAUUAUGAUAUGUUCUUCAGUGACGCUACUAGGAGUUCGGCUGCUCAAGUUAUUCCAUUCUACACGGGAUCCAAGUCUAGUUUGACCAUAGCCAUGUGGGUUCAAUUUACCGAAAAAGACGAAAACGGAAUAUUCUUUACUUUGUAUGGAGUUUCUUCCAAGCAUAUGCCUAACGAUAGGAGGGCUAUGGUUCAAGCUCAUUCAAGCGGUGUACAAAUAUCCUUGUUCCCGGACAUUCAAGACGUCUAUUUGAGUUACCGUGACUAUACCACCAUCAAUGACGCCCAAUGGCAUCAUAUUGCUAUAAUGUGGGACGGAGAAAACGGCGGAGAAUUGAAGCUCAUCACCGAAGGUUUAAUCGCAAGCAAAGUUGACGGUUACGGAAGCGGAAGGAAACUACCAGAAUAUGGUUGGGUUACUCUGGGUAAGCCGCGUUCAGGAAAUCCUAAAGGAUACACCGAAAACGGAUUCCAAGGACAUUUGACCAAGGUCCAAAUAUGGGGCCGUGCUCUUGAUGUAACUAAUGAAAUCCAGAAGCAGGUACGCGAUUGUAGAACUGAACCAGUUCUUUAUCGCGGAUUGGUUUUGACUUGGGCUGGAUACGAAGACACCACGGGCGGAGUGGAGCGUAUAGUACCAUCACACUGCGGACAAAGAAAUUGUCCUUCUGGUUACUCCGGUCCUAAAUGCCAAAACUUGGAAGUUGAUAAGAUUGCGCCAAAGGUGGAAUAUUGCCCUGGAGAUUUAUGGGUCAUUGCUAAGAAUGGUUCUGCAAUCGUAGCAUGGGACGAACCUCAUUUCAGCGAUAAUGUAGGAGUUGUUAAAAUUCAGGAGAAGAAUGGACACAGACCCGGACAGACCUUGUUGUGGGGUGUCUAUCAAAUCGCAUACGUUGCUUCUGACGCCGCUGGAAAUACAGCUAUGUGCACUUUCAAGGUUUCCUUGCUAUCUGAAUUUUGCCCUGAACUUCCCGAUCCAAUCGGUGGUCUUCAAACGUGCAAAGAUUGGGGCGCGGGUGGUCAAUUCAAGGUUUGCGAAAUUGGCUGCAAUCCUGGUUUAAGAUUCUCCCAAGAUGUUCCGAAGUUCUACACCUGCGGCGGCGAAGGUUUCUGGAGGCCCACUUCAAAUCCGACACUUCCGAUGGUGUAUCCUGCUUGCUCAGCUUCCAAACCGGCUCAAAGAGUAUUCAAGAUAAAUAUGCUGUUCCCAAGUUCAGUGCUCUGCAAUGAAGCAGGUCAAGGUGUACUCAGGCAGAAGGUGCGCAACGCAGUAAACGGUCUGAAUCGCGAUUGGAACUUCUGCUCUUUCUCCAUCGAGGGUACCAGAGAGUGUAAGGAUUUGGCCAUCGAUAUUUCUUGCGAUCACAGGUCCAACAGAGUUACGCGCCAAGUGAACAACAAUAAUAACGAGGAAGAGGAUGGUGGUACUUACGUUAUCGAAGCCCAAGUUCCAGUUCAACCAAAUAACCGCCAAGGACGGCAGCAUACGAGUGACACAUACAACAUUGAAAUCUCCUUCCCGGCCAUCAACGAUCCUGUGAUCAACUCCAACACCAACGAGCGCUCCAACGUGCAAAGGCUUCUGGAGAUGUUAAUCCUGGAGGAGGAUCAAUUCGACGUAAGGGAUAUUCUUCCAAACACCGUUCCAGAUCCAUCUUCAUUGGUAUUGGAAUCAGAUUACGCUUGCCCCGUGGGUCAAGUGGUUAUGGCACCUGAUUGCGUACCAUGCGCAAUUGGAACGUACUACGAGAAGAACUCAAAGAAAUGUAUUGCUUGUCCUUUGGGAAGCUACCAAAGCGAGUCGGGUCAAUUGCAAUGUAUUUCAUGUCCAGCUAUUGCCGGCAGACCAGGUGUUACAGUUAGUCUUGGUGCGAGAAGUGCAGCAGAUUGCAAAGAACGUUGCCCAGCUGGUAAAUACUACGACGACGGGGCUGGUCUCUGCAGAAGCUGCGGCCACGGUUUCUAUCAACCUGAAGAGGGUGCUUUCUCAUGCAACAUUUGUGGAUUGGGUAAAACGACCAGGACAAACGAGGCUGUUUCCGCUAAGGAAUGUCGCGAUGAGUGCUCCAGUGGAAUGCAAUUGGCUUUGGAUGGUAAAUGUGAGCCUUGUCCAAGAGGUUCAUUUAGGAUGCAGGGAGUCCAAGCCGCUUGCGAGAGCUGCCCGCUUGGAAGAACUACUCCAAAGAGCGGUGCUUCCAGCAUUGAAGAAUGCUCGCUUCCAGUUUGCACACCGGGAACAUACUUGAAUGGUACUUUGAAUAGUUGCAUCCCUUGCAAAAAGGGAUGGUAUCAACCAGAAACCCAACAAACGACUUGCGUACAAUGCCCGCCAAAUACAAGCACCAAAGGAACAGCUGCUACAAGCAAAGCUGAAUGUACGAAUCCUUGCGAGAUGCACGGUCCAGAGAUGCACUGCGACACCAACGCUUAUUGCCUCUUGAUCCCCGAUACCAGUGAGUUCAGGUGCGAAUGUAAGCCAGGCUUCAACGGAACUGGAAAGGUCUGCAUGGACAUCUGCGACGGUUUCUGCGAGAAUGAAGGACACUGCGUGAAGGACGUUCGAGGACAACCCUCGUGCAGAUGUAUUGGCAGCUUUACAGGAAAACAUUGCGCUGAAAAAUCAGAGUUCGCCUACAUUGCCGGAGGAAUCGCUGCUUCGGUGAUCCUGAUCAUCUUUAUCGUGCUGUUGAUCUGGAUGAUUUGCGCCAGAGCCAACAGAAGGAGAGAACCUAAGAAGCUCCUGACACCAGCCACAGAUCAAAACGGAUCUCAGGUUAACUUCUACUACGGUGCUCCGACUCCGUACGCUGAAAGCAUUGCCCCGAGCCAUCAUUCCACCUACGCCCAUUACUACGAUGACGAAGAGGAUGGUUGGGAAAUGCCAAACUUCUACAACGAGACUUACAUGAAGGAGAGUUUACAUAAUGGCGUCAAUGGCGGAAAGAUGAACAGCCUGGCAAGAUCAAACGCCAGCAUAUAUGGAAAGGAAGACUUGUACGACAGACUGAAGCGUCACGCCUACCCUGGAAAGAAAGAUAAAAGUGAUAGUGACAGUGAAGUAGGCCAAUGAAACAAACCAGCAACAACCAUGAACUUAUCCGACACACUUUUAUAAUUAUAUAUAUAUAUUAGGUAUAUAUAAAUAAAUUUUCCAACGAUCACCCAUGUUCAUGCUAUCACCAAUUUCUGGUCAAUACUUCUUCAUGCUCAAAACAUAUUUAGAAUCGAAAGCACUGCCGCGGCGAACUCAAAAAAAAAAAUUUUUUUUUCAUUAUUCACGAACCCGUUUUUAUUGACACAUCGUUUAUGAUAAAAAUUGAUUCCUGAAUGAGCA
Molecule: messenger RNA, 11289 nt
Organism: Nicrophorus vespilloides
Lineage: Eukaryota; Metazoa; Arthropoda; Insecta; Coleoptera; Silphidae
Gene: uif
Product: sushi, von Willebrand factor type A, EGF and pentraxin domain-containing protein 1
Exons: 25
Coding region: 274-11025 (3583 amino acids)
Biological process (GO): Notch signaling pathway
Molecular function (GO): calcium ion binding; Notch binding
Source: RefSeq, a predicted model, not a curated record